UCAUGAAUACUCAAUAGACCCGGAAGUGGGGCGGUACUGCUGUUUUGCUGUCGAGUCACCUCUGUUAGGAUGGAGGAAAACGAGCUGCUAUCAUGCUGAAAAACGAAGGAUCCAGACAACCAAGCAUCAUCAACCAGGAUAGUUGGGCAUAAGUCACCGUUUAUCUUGACUGCGGUAUUGUUUUUUGUAACGCUUUGCCAAAAUGAUGGAAGAAAUAGACCGGUUCCAAGUACCUCCAGUCAACGGAGAGACACAGCCUUUGGAUCCAGUGGCAUCCUCCACCUCAGAGACAGACCCUGAAACCAAGGGAGAGACUAUGGCCAUGAACUACAAGCCCUCACCACUGCAAGUCCAAAUAGAGAAACAGAGGGACCUUGCCAGGAAGGGAUCAGUGAAGAAUGGCACUGUGGGGAGUCCUGUCAAUCAACAACCCAAGAAGAAUUCCAGGACAAGGUUGGUGGUACCAAACAAAGGCUACUCCUCUUUAGACCAGAACCCAGAUGAGAAGCCCCUGGUAGCACUGGACACUGACAGUGAUGAUGACUUCGACAUGUCCAGAUACUCCUCAUCAGGAUACUCCUCAGCCGAGGUGAGAUGUCUGAGGGACCAGCAGAUCAACCAGGACCUGAACAUCCAGCUCCUGAAGGAUGGUUACCGGCUCGAUGAGAUACCGGAUGACGAGGACCUGGAUCUGAUCCCCCCUAAAGCAGUCAACCCCACCUGCAUGUGCUGCCAGGCUGCUCCCUCCACAGCCUGUCAAAUUCAGUAGCAACCCCCCCCCCCCCCCUGCCAAAAAAAAAAAAAAAAAAAGCAACAACAAAACAACUACUGACCAGUGGCAGAAAGGAGGAAAAACUAUCGACUGGCAAUGGCACAAAGGGAAAUUAAGAAAUGGAGAUAGGUCAAGUCUUGAGAAAAGAGUCAAUAUGUACAGUAUCUGUGCACGUUCCUCCUAUGGCAGGAUCUGUGCAUCCUACUUGAUUGAUGGCAGAAACAUUACCUCUAAGGAAAACAUGUUACUUUUGCUUCUUCUUCGUUUGACUUCCAUUUCAUGCUUGGGAAUAUUUUUGGUUUACAAGGACAAUGAGAGAUUGUGCGACACUGUGGAAGAAGGCAAACAAAAUCAGUUGACUGAAACAUAUACAUGAAUUGGUGACAAGGUUAUCCAUUGAAUCUACUUCUUCUACUCAUGUGUCAUUGACGGUCAGCUUCGAUAGACAAGAAGAGAUUGGGAGUUUUGUAGUGGCCAUUUUUAUGUUCUCUCUUCAUCAUUUUUUUCGGCCAGUCUGCUUUGUCCUUCGAUGUGUAUAUACAGUAUGUGUCAAACAUGAAAAUGACAUGUGUGUGUGUCUAAAUAUGUCCAAGAAAGUAGUGCUAAACCGUCAUGCAGCUGACGAAACACUAAUGCUUACACUCACAACACUAAGUUUUCCAAUUUUCUUUUUCAAGUUUUUCUGUAAGAGUACACCAUGGUUGUACUGCUUUUAUUAUUUCAAAUUUAGUUAAAAGAAGCUAAAACAAAUAGUUUUGCAUGUUGCCUGUUAACACUGUGUCCAAAUGACCCGUCUGUUCAGAUGAUUAAUCAGUUUUCAUUGAAAUCGAAACACAUCCUUGUGCCGAUGAGACCAUUGUGUGAGGCGUUCUUUUAAAAACAUCAAGUUAGUAAUGUUUAGGUUCACCCACUGUAAUAUCAGUAGAUAUAGAGAAACUAUUAUUAGAAAAUGCUCAUGAGUUAGUGCGCACUUUCUUUGUGUUUGUCCAUGUUAGUCUCAACGUGAGUGGGUGUGUACAAGGAGCACAAAGCGGUCAUCACCAGUGAAUGUGGUUACAAAGUAAUAAUAAGUGGUUUAGAAUACGUGCAAAUACAUAGAAAGUUGUGCAUAUUUGGCCAUACCUGUUAUGGGUUCUGAAGAACCUAUAAAGUGAUUCCAUAUUGCCUGGAUGGAAAUGAAAUAGGAUUUUUGUUUUCAUAAAAAGACGAAGUUUUGUUUGAAGUGUAUUUGGUUUUUAUGGUUGUACAUCUGCACAUAUUCCCCCUGAGUUUUAAUAUAACCAGUUUGUCUGAACUGAUUUGGGGACAAGAACUGUGUAUGUAGCACCGGACACAGCUGUGUAUUGUCAAUGCUUUAUGCCAAUGGAUGUUUCCCAUAAUGUUGAAAAGGAAGUAGUCCUUGUCAUUAGGAAGAACUGAAUGCAUACUGUCUUCUUGUCAUGUUUACAUCUCUACAAACAUCUCUAGAGCUCUACAGACAUCUAUAUUCUAGUAGAUGAUGGUCAAAGUCACUUGCAUGUGUAUCUCCUCUGAAACAAAUGACGGUAGAAGAUCAGACUGGGUUUCCCAAAAACAUAAAACAUUGUGACUAUUAUGACACCUGAAAAACAUUUUUUAUUCAACAUAACUUAAAUCUAGAUAAGCAUUUAUAUCUGGUAAUAUAACUGCAGCAGCAAGUAUGUGUGCACUUUACUAUGUUGUUGUAUUCUGUUAUGGUAAUGUUAACGGAUAUUCUUUUGACUCACGUUCAAAGGAUUUGACAUCUAGGUGUGAAAUUACUUCUGAAAUACUGUGCGCAUCAACUAUUAACAAUCUUAUCUUUAUUAUCUUAAUGGAUAUGUUGCAGUGUUUUGGGGAACUUUGCAUUAAUCACGCUCUGCUGAUUUUGUUAGCACGUUUAUAACUUGGUGGUUUUUAAUUUUUCUGAAAAUCCAUGUAAUAACGACUGCAGCAAAAGAUAGUGUGUAAUGUAUGAAUCCAAAUGACUGCAUCUCUUCGAUGGGAGUGUUUGAAGAGGUGCCAGCUCUGCAAGCAUAUAUGUAAGCAUGGUCAAGAAAGAGGCUUGUUUUUGCUUUGGUCAAAGGAAUGAAUGAAUAUACCAUAUGUGGAUAGCAAACUGAACUAAAGCUAUUUGGAAAGAACAAAAUCCUAAGUGUACCCUGUAAGAGGGAAUCUCCUUUUUGUAACACUGAUAUACUGUACCUGAUGCAGCCUCAAUGUCUCUGCAGCAUUUGAGCUAGAAAAGUAAACACGCAUAACAAUAUCCUUUUUAAGUAAGGUGCCAUCUGUGUAGAUAGUAAGUAGAAAAAAUACAUGAAUAGUACAGUAGGUCAGGAAAUAUGUCACUAAUGGAGCUACUAGCUAAAGUGUAUAUUGGACCAGUAGCUUUACAGUUAACAUUGGCAUUGAGAGACUUACUUUCUGAUUGACUAUGGUGCUGAUUUUUGUCUUCUGUCAUUAACAUCAUCCUAAUAGAUACACUCACAAACACACAAACACACACACACACACACACACACACACACACACACACGUGUGGACUACCGGCGUCCAACGUCGUCUCACUUGAGACGUAGCUUCACUAAUCUUUUGAGUUCAGACUCUAAAAUAAUGCAUUGUAACAGAAGGUAUUUAUUUGCAGUUGUGUGUUUUUAAUUUAUUUUUAAAGAAUGGAAAAUAGUUCAUUUGCAGCCAGAUGUUUUUUUUGUCAGGUGCUUAUUAAGAUUGUGAACUGGUUCCAUUUAGAUUUUAACAGUGUCAAAGUUCUGUGUAUAGUGCAACAUAUCAAAAAAUAAAUAUUAGAUACCUGA
Etheostoma spectabile (orangethroat darter) is the source of this 3582-nucleotide messenger RNA. RefSeq names its product family with sequence similarity 219 member Aa (gene fam219aa). Bases 203 to 769 code for a protein of 188 amino acids. NCBI's taxonomy places the organism in Eukaryota, Metazoa, Chordata, Actinopteri, Perciformes, Percidae. The transcript is spliced from 6 exons. The record is from RefSeq and is a predicted model, not a curated record.